Molecule: messenger RNA, 4260 nt
Organism: Nematostella vectensis (starlet sea anemone)
Lineage: Eukaryota; Metazoa; Cnidaria; Anthozoa; Actiniaria; Edwardsiidae
Product: protein CBFA2T1
Exons: 11
Coding region: 216-1904 (562 amino acids)
Biological process (GO): negative regulation of DNA-templated transcription; DNA-templated transcription
Cellular component (GO): nucleus
Molecular function (GO): transcription corepressor activity
Source: RefSeq, a predicted model, not a curated record
CAGGACGGAAUAAUAGCAUAUAUUUAUCAGCACAAAUGUCAACAAGUAUGCGUGGUAGAGAGAGAAAACCACUGUGGCGCCACCUGCACAAGGUUUGACACUGACAAAGCAAAAAAAAAGCGCUUUCAGCAGCUAAACAAAUAGGAAUCUUACUCUCGACAGAAAUGAGAGGUGAUCUUGCAGCUCUUAAGCUUACUGUCUCUCUCUCGUUCUGAAUGAUCUCCCACAGACAAAAACUCCACAUUCUGAGAGUUCAGAAAGGGGCCUCCAUGCUGGAUAGUGAUUACCGUAAGAUUUAUGCUGGACACCGAAACCAUCUCAGAGAGGCAACUAUGCCAGACUCACCCACAGAUGCCGCAGCCCACCCCGCUAAUGGCCCAAUAGUGACAUCCCCUGUACCUGUGUCGUCUGCACCGGUAGUAGCAGAUGUGAGGUCCUUGAACAACGCUACUUCGCCAAUAGUGAACGGUGUGCAUUCCAGCCCCACGGGACCGGCAUCGCCCACAGGUCUUGGCAAUACAGCCAAUCAGUUACCGCCAGCAUGUGGGGCAAGACAGCUCAGUAAACUAAAGAGAUUUCUCACCACACUGAUGCAAUUCGGGUCUGAUAUCUCUCCUGAGAUUGGUGAACGCGUGCGAGGCCUGGUUAUGAAUCUUGUGAAUUCUACAAUAUCUAUAGAGGAGUUCCAUGGGCAACUACAAGAAGCAACUAACUUCCCUCUCAGACCAUUUGUCAUCCCAUUCCUAAAGGCAAAUUUACCACUAUUGCAGCGAGAGUUAUUACAAUGUGCUCAGAUGGCCAAACAAACUCCACAGCAAUACCUCCACCAGCAUGAGCAAAUCUUACAUGAAAGAGAGGAGCCCCCCAUGGACCCUGAAGAGCUGGCGCCCAUGGAAGUGAAUGAAAACGGAAAAAGGAAAGCUCCAUCUGAGGGACUACGACCGCAGGACAUGGUAAACAGACCGAAGGAAAAUGGAGCUGAUUUGUCAAUGAUGAUGGGUGAUCUUGGUAAACCAUCACCAAAGAGACCCUGCCUCAGCUCUAUGAGCGGCAAUCCAGGGCUUCACAAGGCAGGUCAGCUAAGAAUGGAGGACCUAACAAUGGCUCAAGCAGGCAGUUCUCGUGGGGAUGACCCACUCAUGCCAGACACCCUCUUAGAUGGCAAGCAUGAAGCGAUCAUUGAUGACUGGAGACAUGUCGAUACAAUGCUGCAGUGCAUCAUAGGGAUGGUGGACAAGACCAAGCGGGCGGUGUCGGUGCUUCAGCAGCGCUGUCAACAGGACCGCGAGGAGUUGCUUACUUGGGCCAGGAAAUCUGCUGAUGAGACGGAGACGGAAAUCAAGAGACGAGUCGGCGACCUUGUGGGUAAAUCAAUGAAACAAACCGAAGAGCGUGUGAACGAGGUUAAGCGACGUGCCGAGGAGGCGGUCAGCGAGGUCAAGCGACAAGCUGUUGUCGAGCUCCAGAAGGCUGUGCGCGCCGCGGAAGAAAAAGCCAAUGAGGCCGUAGCUGGUGCGCAUGCGAAAAUGGAGAAGGCCGUACUGGAGGCGCGCCGGCAAGCUAUCGAAGAAACGAACGCGCAGCAGAAUGUGCAGACGGAUUCUAACGAGAGCUGCUGGAACUGCGGGCGCAAGGCCACCGAGACUUGCAGCGGGUGCAACGUGGCGCGCUACUGCGGCUCCUUCUGCCAACACAAGGACUGGGAGAACCACCACCACAUCUGCGGACAACAAAGCAAUACCGCUAACGAAGACAACGCCUCGGCUAAUGGGUCUGCACCAUCCCCUAAAGCGUCCAGUACCCGGUCUAACAGUCCCGCCACCUCACGACACUCAGCCACGCCCACUUCGUCCGACCCUAUCACCUCGCUCAGCGAUUACGUUAUGAAAACGCCUUCCACAUAGGCCUAGCGGAUGUGACGUGAUGUCGUUAAUGAUAAUGUUAAAUGAGGAUAGACACCCGAGGAGCUGAAUGCUGUUUGCGGAUGAAAAUAGUGUUGGGCAAUCAGGGAGAAAGUGGUUAUUGAUCAGCGUUUCACAGAUUUCACCCAGCGGUUGUCUUAUUUUAAUUAAUGGACGAUGAACAUGGAAUUUCACGUCACCUCAGAAAGAAAAGGGACGGAAGACGAGGCUAAAGUAUUCUGAGUACCAGGUUAAAAAUAAUUGUGCCGUCCGCUAAAUGUGCAUUUCCUGAAUGACGAAUAUGCACAGAAACAGACCAAUCAAAUUCAUCGUGAGAAUGUGAUGGGAUCGCCUAUUGCUGGAACCAAACUACGCUGGCAUUGAAUAUGGAAAAUAACAGGGCGGGUUCGUCUUACAAAUCCUCGGGGCCAUGCCCAAUGGCGUAAAUGGGAAACUCUUACAAAAUGGAGUAAACUUGUAAUGUUAUGGAGACACUUAUGCAAUAAUAUACCUACGUACAAUAAAAGGCUCAGUGUUUGGAUGAGACCCUUAUAUUACUCUAGUUGCCGACUCAUCAAUGUUGCGGUCACGUGGCAAACCCUUUGGACGCCAAAAGCACAAGGAAACCAAGCAGAUAUUUAGCCGGAUAUGACUUUACAUGUUACACGUCUUCAUGAGUACAUAAAGGGUGUCUGAUAUGACGUCACUUGUGCCAAGUCUCCCUGAGAGCAUAUAUGGGGUAUGUAAGUGCAGGAUGUGACGUCACAUGGCGGAGGAUAUAAACUUAUUUUGUUCUGAUAAACAAUUAUACCCGCAGCAGUCGUUGCUUAGCAAAGGGGUACCUAUAGCAAAAACAUUUCACGUGGCCAACCUAUUUAGAAGUCUCAUAUCGGCUGAGGCAUGAUAUAGCAAUCUACCAUGUAAGCUUGUGGAUGCCAAGCUAAGGGCGCGUUUUUUUACUCGUGAAUCCAGAAUAAGAAUGAUUAGAAUAGAAAAAGCGUGCGUUCGUUUAUCCCGCACUCCUAUUCCGGCUACCUGUAGCAGAAUAACUCGAAUGCCAUUCUGAACAUUCUCUUCCAACCAUUUCCAUUCCAGAAUGAUAGGGGAAAAAAACGCGCCCUAAGACACACUCUCUUCCAAGCACACAGAAAACAUGUCGUUUAUAUAUUUUUUAUUCUUUCAAGGCCUUUUUCUGACCCGGCUUAUUAGCUAAGGGGUACUCUCCAUUUCAGGGCUUUCUUUGUUGGUCUGUCCUCCUAACCUAAACUUGUUUCCAAUAUAACCGCCCUGAUUAUAUAAACUUUUAAAAUGUUUUGAGUCGAUCGGGGUGAAUGAAAACAUCUGUGCGUUGUUUUGUGUGAUUCGGGCGAUCAGGGAGAUUAUAUGGAAACCAUUCGUAACAAGAGAAACGAUCGACAUAGAAGGCGAAGAAUGGUAUUGUAAGAACUUGGACAGGGAACUUGAAAAUCUCAACUGGGCUCUUUAGGGUGUGAAGACGUCGGCCAGUGUUUAACACAGCACGAAAAACCAUUUGAUCUUUGAAGCACCAGGGGGGUGGAGAGGAUUGAAUUAUUUUAGCCGCAGCAGCUGUGGUAACUCUCGGGAUUUUUUUUCGUAAGGAUCUUAUAUACUAGAAAUACCUUCCUCUUGUCAAAGAUUAAAUGGUUUCUCCCUAAUUAGUUUGUAAAUAUGAAUCUUAACAUUGUAUAGACUUUAAAAAGACUGUAAACUUUUGCUUUUAAGUCAGGGGUUUGGGUGUCGCGACCAGCUUCGGCCAUGGGGAAGCCAAGGUACCCGCUUAAUCAGUGUUUAUUCAAUCCAUUCUAUUCUGCAAAACAAAUGUCGCUCCAAAACAUAUUUUGGUUAUUUGAAGCUCAGUGUAAACAAAUAGGGGGCUUGCGCUAAGAGAUCACGUGACAUUUCUGGGUGGCAAAUUCGAACCAAAAUAAUCACAUGGAUGACUGAGCCCGUCAGACCAGAGAACGAGAAAAAAAUAAAUUCUUUAAAUGAAACUAAACCCUUGUGUUAGUACUUAAUAAGUUGCUUUUUGUUGCUGUCAUUUUGCCUCUAAAAGCCUAAGCGCGCGCUAGUUUGUCUCCCAAACAGUCACGUGAUCUCAGCGCAAGUCUGGCAGGGCCCUCUCCCCUUACUCAGGGAGGGUACCUUUGGGCGUACUCUGACAUACUAAGGUGCAGUCAGUAUAAAGGUGUCAUAAUUUGAUUUUUUUUUUUUUUUUUGCUUCUAGCAGCAAAAGCAUGAAUGCUAUAUUUUGUAAUAAUUUACGAAGUUAUAACCAGCUUAGAACUGCUAUGUACAUAAUAGAUAUACGAACAAGAAAUAAAGCGCUUUCAAUACGUAA